Messenger RNA from Ceutorhynchus assimilis (cabbage seed weevil), 1184 nucleotides. The record is from the annotation of a GenBank genome assembly. Lineage: Eukaryota; Metazoa; Arthropoda; Insecta; Coleoptera; Curculionidae.
ACCGAGAAGCAAAUUAUUUUUUAACGAAGUUAAGUGCAAAGUGCGUAGGGUCGUUGAGGCAGUACCGAGUAUAUGAUGUGUCAGACUGUGUCGAGCCGGAAUUGUCCGUAAAUUUUCUAGUUAAAUUAUGGCCGGGAUAACUCUAGUUGGAAGCAAAGUGAUUUUGGCUGUCGGUAAUUUUUUUUUACUGGCAUGUGGUUUUACAUUAAUCUCAGGCGGUAUGCUAGUCCUGUUCGACUCGGAACGCAUUUUGUUAUCCAAACUCCUAGCCGCAGGACCAUUUCCCGAACUAACUCAGCCAUAUCUCUACUACGUAUCCAUCGGCCUAGCUUUGCUUGGCCUUAUCCUAGCUACUGCAGGCAUUCUAGGAUGCUGGGCGUCUUGUUUGCAUAGCUAUUGGCUACUAUCAAUAUAUUUUUUUCUAGUAAUGGCGGUACUGAUAUGCGAAUGCACCAUUUAUUCAGUCGUAUGGAUCUGGCCUCAAUGCGUAGGCUUGGGCCUGGACACUGAAGCUUUGGUGAAAAUCCUGCAAAGAAAUUAUGGAGUCAGUGGACAAGAUCAGUUUACAGCUGCAGUGGAUUUAGCACAAACAACUUUUAAUUGCUGUGGAAUAAAUACGGCUAACGAAUACGACACUUCUUUGUGGAGACUUCAAGGAUUGGGUCAACCUCUGGCAAUUCCAUUAACUUGUUGCAUUUUGCAAAAUCCCAAAGAAAUUAAUGCUUAUUUGAAUCCCAUGCCGGUCAAUGCCAGUUUAUGUCAGGCUUUGGAACAAAAUAGACACGAUGGAUACAGACAUAUUGCUGGUUGUCAAGAUAGAUUAGACCAAUGGUACCGGACGCACUACGUCGCCUUUCUAGGUAUGGGCUUGGCAAUGGUCCUAAUAGAAUUUUUCGUUCUUCUCAGUACGGUUUUAACUUGUACCAGAGUUUACCAUCACAAUCAGGAAUCCAAAGAGAACGCUCAAAAUUCGGCUCAGGAUUCAGAUUCGGGUCCGAAAGACUACAUUAUUCAUAAGAGGCCGUCUUCCACUACUCAUGGUGCUUACAGUAACGAGACCUACGCUAUGACCGAUAGUUUUAGGCAGAAUUAUAAGUUACUUGAUAAAGUUUAGAUUUAAUUUUUAGAUUUUAGUUUUUUGUUUCUUGUCUGUAAUCCUAAUAUAUUAUUUAAAUAAGUAAGUA